AUGCCUAAAUUAUUUGGAACAUUAUCUUCUUCAUCAUCAUCAUCAAAAGAGUUGUCAAUUGAAAGUAGAGUAGUUUGUCGAGAUGAUUAUUACAAAAUUGAAUGUAGUAUUUGUCUAAGUAUAUUAGAGAAUCCAAGACAAUGUUCAUCAGAUUGUAUAUCAUUUAUUGUUGCAAAGGAUAAUGCUGAAUGUCCACUAUGUAGAACUUCACUACAAGGAUUAUCAAGAAAUUUAUUGGCUGAAUCAAUGUUACGAGAUUUAAAGAUAUAUUGUAUAAAUCAUUUUAGAUUUAAUAAAGGUAAUAUGGAAUGGGAACAUUGCCAAGACUCUGAAAUGGCAUGUCAAGAACAUACGACGGUAGAAAAAUCACAAGAACAUUUACAACAAUGUCAAUUUACUCUGAGAAAAUGUCCUCUACAAGAAAAUGGUUGUGAUGUAGAGUUGUUGGGUGUACCAAUGCAAAAUCAUAUAAAGGAGGAAUGUAAAUAUCGUAUAGUACCAUGUACAUACUGUCAAAGUACAAUGAAAGCAUCAGAGUUGGAUACUCACAUGUCAGAGACAUGUUUAGAAUAUAUAUUAGAGUGUCCAGAUAAAUGUGGUUCUACAUUUAAAAGAAAUGAAUCGGAUGGACAUCAAAGAGUUUGUCCAAAUUUUAUAAUACCAUGUAUAUUGGGUAAUCAAAUUUGUAAUUUUAUGGGAAAAAGAAAAGAUAUGAAUCAACAUGUAAUGGAAUCAUUAUCAAUACAUAUGCAAUCACUUGCCAUAUCAAAUCAAAAUGUAAUAAAAGAAAAUGAAAGAAUGCGUCAAGAAAUCAAUCUAUUAAAUAAGAAAAUAGAUAAUUUAGAAGAUUAUUGUGAUAAUCUACAAGAUAAAUCAUAUUUUACAUAUGAAUGGAUUAUAAAAGAUUUUAAUCAUAAUAAUAGUGUUGUUGAUACAACAUCAUUUGAAUCAAAAGAAUUUAUGUUGGGACCUUUUAAAUGGAGAUUACAAAUUAAACAAAAUAAUCGAUACGAUUAUGGAUUGUUGAUUUAUAUUUUGGAUGAAAUCGAUGCAAACAUGGAAAUUAAUUUGGAUUGUUGGUUUCAAAUUGUAGUGGUCGAUGGUGGUUGUAAACCUAUCAAUCUUUACAGCGGUAAAGAUGCCAAAUUCAACACCAACAAUCGAUUCUUUGGUUUUAAAAACUCGAUUAGCAAGAUGGAUAUUAAGAAAAAGGAAUCGGUUUCAAUUCAACAACAAUAUUUAAAAGAUAUGAAUAAAACAAUUUUAUUAGUUUUAGUUUCAGUAUUAUUAAUUUUAACAAUUAGUCAUUCAACCACUGUAGUUUUUGCAAUAGAGAAUGAUAAACAAUAUAGACCACCUAAAAAUCAAACACAUCAUCACCCUGGUCAUGGACAUACCAAAGGCGACUCUGCAUUCUCAAAGUGUGAAAGGGUAACUGAACAUGGAAUCAUUGGGUGUCCAGCCUUCCAAAUGCCAUCUGGAUGCACAGAAAUUAGAUUACCUCAUCUUCCAUACCCAAGAUGUUGUCCACGUCCCAAUUGCGGUAAUGGUCAAAACAAUGGUGGAUGGCGUCAUAACCAAACUCAAAAACCAAAAUAA
Molecule: messenger RNA, 1599 nt
Organism: Cavenderia fasciculata
Lineage: Eukaryota; Evosea; Eumycetozoa; Acytosteliales; Cavenderiaceae
Exons: 6
Coding region: 1-1599 (532 amino acids)
Molecular function (GO): zinc ion binding; protein binding
Source: RefSeq, a predicted model, not a curated record